AUGAUAUUUACAAUUUUAGAACAUAUAUUGACUCAUAUUUCUUUUUCGAUAAUUUCAAUUGUUAUUAUGAUUUAUUUGAUGACCUUUUUUGUCCACGAAAGCGUAGGAUUGCCUGAUUCAUCAGAAAAAGGAAUGAUAGCUACUUUUUUAUCUAUAACGGGAUUAUUGGUUUCUCGUUGGAUUUCUUCGGGACAUUUUCCCUUAAGUAAUUUAUACGAGUCAUUAAUUUUCCUUUCGUGUAGUUUAUCCAUUAUUCAUACCAUUUACAAGAUGGGGAAUCAUAAAAAUUAUUUAAACACAAUAACUGCAUCAAGUACCAUUUUCACACAAGGCUUUGCCACGUCGGGUCUUUUAACUGAAAUGCACCAAUCCGUAAUAUUAGUACCUGCUCUACAAUCUCAGUGGUUAAUGAUGCACGUAAGUAUGAUGUUAUUAAGCUAUGCCGCUCUUUUAUGUGGAUCAUUAUUCUCAGUGGCUCUUCUAGUCAUUACAUUUCGAAAAAACAUCAAUAUUUUUUGUAAUGGUAAAGUAAAAAAUUUCUUAAUUAAGAAAUUUAUCUUUGGUAAGAUUAACUAUUGGAAUGAAAAAAGAAGUGCUUAUAAAAACACUUCUUUUCUUUCAUUUCGAAAUUAUUAUAAAUAUCAAUUAACUCAACGUUUGGAUUAUUUGAGUUAUCGUGUCAUUAGUUUAGGGUUUACCUUUUUAACCAUAGGAAUUCUUUGUGGAGCAGUAUGGGCUAAUGAAGCAUGGGGAUCGUAUUGGAGUUGGGACCCCAAGGAAACUUGGGCAUUUAUUACUUGGAUCAUAUUCGCAAUUUAUUUACAUACUAGAACUAGUACAAAUCAAAGUUUGCAGAGUACAAAUUCGGCACUUGUGGCUUCUAUGGGAUUCCUUAUAAUUUGGAUAUGCUAUUUUGGAAUCAAUCUAUUAGGGAUAGGUCUACAUAGUUAUGGUUCAUUCACAUUAACAUCUAAAAUACUAAAUAAUUGA
Zingiber officinale is the source of this 990-nucleotide messenger RNA. Lineage: Eukaryota; Viridiplantae; Streptophyta; Magnoliopsida; Zingiberales; Zingiberaceae. The record is from the annotation of a RefSeq genome assembly.